AUGUUCCUACCCAGAUACGAUUUACAGAACAUCACUUGCAGCAAAGAUCAGAAACGUACAGAGCUACUGAAGAAGCAACAGCCUUCAAAUCUUCCCUUCACAGGUCUGGUCCCAGUCACUGUAUCCGUCCUGAGAACCGUCCCUCACACUUAUGACCUGAUGAUGACACCGGUGACCUGGCCUGAUGCACAGAGUUACUGCAGGGUGAUGUACACUGACCUGGCAACCAUCCUAAGUGAUACUGAUUGGCUACGAUUUGAGAAAGAAGCAGCAAGCAAAGGUCUGACAACAUCUGCCUGGGUCGGAUUGUACAGUGACAUCAAUAGCUGGCGCUGGUCCUUAAACGAUCUCCCACUGAAGAAUGUCCCUUAUACCAAUUGGUACACUGGACAGCCUGAUAAUGUUGGUGGAAAACAAGCAUGUGUUCUAAUAAAUAUAAAUGGUGAAUGGCAUGAUAAACAAUGUACAGACCUAUUUCCCUUCAUAUGCUACAAUGCUAAUUUCAGUGGUGCUGCCAGGUUCAUCGGCAUCAGUAGUCCUUAUAUGACCUGGCCUCAAGCUCAAACUUACUGCCGAACACAUCACACAGACUUGGCCAGCUCUCUUAACAGUUCAGACAACAUGAUGUUAGACCAGGUGAGGAAUAUCCAGGGUAAUUCCUGGAUUGGGCUUUACACAGGCACUUGGAAGUGGUCAGACGGGACCAACGCUUCAAACAUCCCAUGGGCUCCUGGACAACCUGAUAAUGCUGGGGGUUAUGAGUACUGUGCAGUGGUUAAUAACGGACUGUUCUACGAUGAACAAUGCGCCAACCUGCACUAUUUCUUCUGUCACACCAUUUACCCAGCGAGGGGUCAGAUAAUGAGACUGCAGGUGAAGUCUGAUGGGAGUGUGUUUGAUCCUGCUGUGCAGUCGUCCAUUUUAGAUCAGAUCAAACAGAAACUGGAGGAAAAAGGCAUGUUGGAGAACACCACAGUGACCUGGAAGGUGCAGCCAGAUGGAAACAUCUUCCACAAGAAAAAGGAUGAUCUGUAACGUCUAAACGCUCACCUUCAAGUCGAGCAGAUUUCAAACUGACUGAAAUGUUAUUUAACCUACAACAUUUAAGCUUUAAUCAGUAGGCAGUGUCAGAGGACAAGAUUAGCCAGAAGUAGAGGAAUAAACGUAUUUAAUUGCUCUGAUUGGAACACGCCCACUUUGACUUUGCAACCGAAAUUUUAAAGUCAGAUUUCACUGCAACUUUUUAAUAUUGAACAUGUUCAGCUUUUGCUGCAAGAGGCCACUGAACACAGUGAUGAGGAGAAAGUCAGAGAGGGUAUGUUCAAUACUGGGUUUAAUGCAUCAGUGUGUUGUAGUAAAGAAGAAUUCUUAUAUAGAAUAUAGUGAAUGUAACAGAACCUGUAAAUACACUGUGUGUACUCUGAACAGUCAUAUAUAAUGCACUUGCCACUAUUACUGUCAUUUAUUUCACAUCUACAGUUAUAAAUAUAUACUCAUUUCUUGUAAUGUUUCUAUUUUCUGUAUCUAAAGGCAUUAAUAAUAUACAUUAAUAUCAUCAAUAAACAAUUUUAAAU
Messenger RNA from Ictalurus punctatus (channel catfish), 1574 nucleotides. Its product is annotated as macrophage mannose receptor 1. The transcript is spliced from 5 exons. Bases 1 to 1035 code for a protein of 344 amino acids. Lineage: Eukaryota; Metazoa; Chordata; Actinopteri; Siluriformes; Ictaluridae. The record is from RefSeq and is a predicted model, not a curated record.